AUGUCUUUUCGGUUUCUGCUUCCUUUUCACACAACACGCCUUAAUGCGUUUACUCCUCGGAUAUCUUUUUCUAAAACAACCAAGGAUCUUCAGGACCUGUUCGUAGAUCCGAAAGUGCACACUCUCCUCCGGUUAAUUACUUACAAUAAUGCAAACGUCGUUCAUCUACCCUGGGUCAAAAAAUUUCAGAAGGAUGAAAUACGGUUAUUGAGUGACCAGGAGUUGCAAACGGUCAAACAGUUCAGCGUGGCCUUCACAAAUCAACGUCUUCAGAUGCCUCCAGUACUUGCUUCGCGGGAUGAGAAUGACACUGUUGCUCCAGUGAUAUCGAAAGACGAGAAACUUCAGGGAUUGCUACCCAGUAACUACAAACUGGUGUUCACAGAUAUCAGUGCUGGCGAAACUCCUCGUCGUCGAUUGAUUGUUGUCCGUGAACCAGAUGGUACCCUACGGCAUGCUUCGGCCUCGGAACGGGAUCGCAUCAAUUCCAUUUACUUUCUCUUACCGGGUCGGCGGGUUCGGGUUCCACUCAUGUUUUAUGGCCAGCAUCUGCAGGACAUGCUCAACCGAGGCCAAUAUUUGUACAUAUUGGAUAGGGCUUGCAAUCAGUUUGAGCCCGAUGACCCCGAAUAUAUUCGUAUUUGCCAUUCGGUUUACAAUCAUAUCAAUGCCAACUCAUGGGCCCCCAUACACUCGACAACCGAGACAGAUCCAACUUCUACAAAGAAUCCACUACGUUUACUUCGACACACAAGACACUAUGGCCCUCUGGCUCUGUACCUGAUUGCCUAUCUAGGCAGCCCCGGUGGUCUUGUCUACGAGGCUCUACAGUGUCAACACUAUGCGCGUCUCGGUUGGCUUCUCCGUCUCGUGCUUCUCCUUCGGCCUGCAUCCCCCUUCGCCCUGGCCUUGAAGGAGUGCAGUUUACCUCCCCCACCGCCUGCAGAGAUGGAUGUUGGAACAUACUUAGCGGACCAGUCAAAGCUACCAUUGACUUCAACGGAUAUACAGAACAUUUUAUCCUACGUCCAGCUGUUUGUCGAUCGUGAACCUCUCGCCGAUUCUCACAAGCGUCUGCUCAUGCAACAUGUCGAGGCAUGCCGUGAAGGCCUCGCUGCCAAUUGUCAAGAGGAAGCCUUGGGCGAGCAACCGUUUCUCGCUGAACCAAACAGUGGUAUGUUUCUGCGAGAAUUUGUAUUCUACGUAAGCACCGGUUACAGCUUCGUUCGAAAGUAUCUGGCUGGACAUAAUUGGUAUACACGGAUCACACCGAAGCUAAUUUUGGGAGCUUUGCCUUUACGGUCUUUUUGGGAUGAGCUUGAACGCACGGAAAAUGUCACGCAUAUUGUGAGCAUGCUGGAACCUUUCGAAGUGAAGUCGUUCGUUGUUGGAUCUGAAGAAGCCGAAUCACGUGGACUCAAACAUUUGUCGCUUCCGGUGCGGGAUUUUGUGGGUGUGCCCACAGUUGAACAGGUAGAAGCCGGUAUCACAUUUAUCGAUUCAUGCACUGACCCUAAUGGGACGGUCUACGUUCAUUGUAAGGCUGGCCGUACGCGCUCUGCCUUCCUCCUUGCGUGUUAUCUUAUGCGUCGUGAUCGAAUCAGUGCAGAACACGCAGUUAAGCUGAUUAAACAGAAGCGACCUCAUAUUAAGUUUACAACGGCGCAAUGGUCAUCACUGCAAGAUUUUUCGCAGAUGGAUUCCUCUCAACAAGAAAAGCCUCCCUCAUAUUUAUGCAAACCAUUGUUCUCAGAAAUGAGUUUGACUGCAAACAACACAAGUACGGAUGGACCUACUGGUAAUGGAGAUUUUGAUGUGAUCAACGUGGACCAUGAAGAUCCGAAAGAAGCAGAUGACCUAUCACCUUCCGUAAGAUUGCGUUCUACAGAGGGGCAUGUGAGUUCUCGUUCUACAACUCUGAAAAAAUCCUCUCGUCCGUCUUCCGGGGAUGGAUUUACUUCUCGCCAGCAACCUCCACACGAUUCAACAUUGCCUUCACCCCGCUAUCUCAAUCUUAGGGUCUCAUUAUCCAUCGCCUUCUUUUUUCGUAUUGCAUUGCUACUAUUCUCCGUGUGGCAGGAUACUACGCGUUGGCCCGAUGGGCAGCUGCGUUUCACUGACGUGGACUACGACGUCUUCACUGAUGCUGCACGAGCCCUCGUUUCCGGAGAAGAUAUUUACAAUGCUAGACCGACCUAUCGUUACUCUCCCCUCAUAGCAGCUUUGAUCGCUCCAGGUCAUUGGCCAUUUCGCAACCGUCUGGUUCGCCAGUCUCCAUCAGUUAGUCCGAAGACCUUGUUCGAUCCAUCUUUGAAUACGCAGCGCACUCCUAUGCAUACAAGCACUCACGGACUGACAAGCGUAGAAGAUGCACUGUCAAGGCUUUGGGGGAAACUUAUCUUCAUCAUAGCUGACCUGAUGUGCGCCUGGUUACAAUACAACAUAAUUAUUAUCCAGGCCAUGCCCGAGACUGUACAUGAAUCUUCAGAAAAUAUAUCCUUCCCUUCGGCCAAACUCAGCCAGCUGGCGGUUUUGUUGGUCUCUUUCGGAUGGCUUUUCAAUCCGGUUACGGCGGUGGUGUCAGUCCGUGGGAACGCAGAAGCUGUUCUUGGGGUGUGCAUACUUGCUUGCCUUGCUCUCAUCCUGAGACGUCGUCUGUUUCUGGCGGGCCUCUUUUUUGGAAUCUGCAUACAUCUCAAACUUUAUCCAGUCAUUUACUCCCCGGCAAUUUAUUUGUGGUUAUCUCAAUGGUCUUGCAAACCUUCCGGUUCAACUUACUCCCGUUUGCGUCUCCUGAUUCCAUCACGAGCCCAUUUCGCAUUUGCACUCGGCACCCUGCUCAGUCUUGGUCUGCUCACAACGAUCGGCUAUGUGUACUUUGGUGGCAUGGUGUUUCUCCAUCAGGCCUAUCUGUACCACUUUACGCGUGUUGAUAUGAAGCACAAUUUCGCACCUCAUUUUUAUCCGUUCUAUCUGUUGUCUGGUCUGCAAUGGAAAAUGCUAGAUAUGAAAACUGUCACAGGGCUUCUAAAUUACGGCACGACACGAGAAAUCCUCUUUCGACAACUGUCAGCUCUGAUGGGGAUGCACGAACCGACUGUACAAGAUAGUCUGACCACCUGGAUCAUCACGCAGUGCGCAUUAAAUGCAGACGUGGUCAAACGCGUGUUCAACGCAAUUGCGACGCUGCAGUCCCUUGUGCUCAUCCCUGGACUGUCGUUCAAACUAUUUGGUCAGCUUGGUUUAUGUUGGUUUGCGGUUACCUACGCGUUCGUCACAUUUAAUAAGGUGUGUACUUCACAGUAUUUUCUUUGGAGUCUCGUCUUGUUGCCUAUUGCGUUGGCCCAAGUGAAAUUACCGUCCAACCGCCUGGUCAUCCCAACUGUAGUUGAGAUGUUGCUGAUGUGGCUGGCUCCUCAAGCUCUGUGGUUAGCUUCAGCCUACACACUAGAAAUGCGCACACCCACUUCCCAACUGAUGGCUCGUUGGGUGUGUACUUCACAGUAUUUUCUUUGGAGUCUCGUCUUGUUGCCUAUUGCGUUGGCCCAAGUGAAAUUACCGUCCAACCGCCUGGUCAUCCCAACUGUGGUUGAGAUGUUGCUGAUGUGGCUGGCUCCUCAAGCUCUGUGGUUAGCUUCAGCCUACACACUAGAAAUGCGCACACCCACUUCCCAACUGAUGGCUCGUUGGGUAUGGAUUUUGGUUUGGUGCUCGUCGCUGGUUUUCUUGCUUUUCAAUAUUAUUUUAUUAAGGCGUUUGAUAAAGUGGCGCAAACCCCGUGCUACUUUGAUUCCUGCAGACAUUGUGGGGGAAUCGGAUAGCCAUGAGCUCACUGACAAGAAGACCCUCUAAGUAACACUUCCAUUCACUAUGUGAACCUGUUAACUCCCUCCUUUACUUACCGCAUUUUAACUCCUUACACAGCUCAACUGUACCACUGUAUAUUUUUGUUAUUUUCUAUGUUUUGUUUCGGAUUGGUUAGAUUGUUUUCCUGUGUUUCAGACCAUCCAACUUCAACCAUUCCAAACUUGUUUACUUUUUUUGGCCACUUUGUCGCUGAGUGUUCUGUUUAAUGUAUGCACAACACACACACACGAUUUGUGUGAAUGAUCAUUUCAGUAGACCAGCACAAACUAGUGGUUUUUUGCUGGGUACUAUGCAGA
This is a messenger RNA of Opisthorchis viverrini, 4163 nucleotides long. RefSeq lists its product as hypothetical. Gene Ontology annotation, cellular component: membrane; glycosylphosphatidylinositol-mannosyltransferase I complex. The record is from RefSeq and is a predicted model, not a curated record. Gene Ontology annotation, biological process: protein dephosphorylation; GPI anchor biosynthetic process. The transcript has 11 exons. Gene Ontology annotation, molecular function: GPI mannosyltransferase activity; alpha-1,4-mannosyltransferase activity; protein tyrosine/serine/threonine phosphatase activity. The coding region runs from base 1 to 3852 and encodes 1283 amino acids. Lineage: Eukaryota; Metazoa; Platyhelminthes; Trematoda; Opisthorchiida; Opisthorchiidae.